CACCCCAAAACACUCUAUAAAUAAACACUCUACUCUAUAAACCAAUACACACCACCACCACAACCAACACACACAUCUACAUAUAGAGAGAAAAUUAACAUAUAUAUAUAUAUAGAUAAGAGAUAGAGAUAGACACAUAAAAGAGAUAUAUACAUAUACACAUAACAAUGGUGGUGGUGGAGGUGAUCAAGUCGGAGCUCGUCGCGCCGAGCGAGGCGACGCCGAAGGACCCGAUAUGGUCCUCGAACCUCGACCUCGCGGCACGGCGGGGGUACACCCCGACCGUCUACUUCUACCGCCCUAACGGGGACUCAGACUUCUUCUCUGAGGAUGUUCUUAAGACGGCUUUGGCAAAAGCCCUAGUCAGGUUCUACCCCGUUGACGGGCGCGUCGAGAUCAGCUGCACCGCCGAGGGCGCGCUCUUCGUCGUCGCGCGGGCGGACGCGGCGCUCGACGAUUUCAACGACUUCGCGCCGUCGACGGCGAUGCGCGAUCUCUUCGUGCCGCCGGCCUGCUCCCCCGAUCCGCCGUGCAUUCUCCUCAUGCUGCAGGUGACGUACCUCAAGUGUGGCGGCGUGGUGCUGGGCACGGCGAUGCACCACACCGUCAUCGACGCGCGCAGCGCCUUCCACUUCAUCUCCACCUGGUCCGCCAUCGCGCGCGGCGGCGGCGGCGGCGCCGACCUCCCCCCGCCCCCCUUCCUCGACCACACCCUCCUCCGCGCCCGCUCCCCCCCCGUCGUCCUCUUCGACCACCCCGAGUACAAGCCCACCCCUAACCCUAACCCUAACCCCAACCCUAAUCCUAAUUCGAGCCCCAACCCCAACCGGUCGUCGACCCCCGCGCCCUACGCCAGCGCCAUCCUCAGGCUCUCCCAGGCCCAGGUCGACGCCCUCAAGGCGCGCUGCUGCGGCGGCGGCGGCGGCGGCGGCGCGCGGGUGUCGGCGUUCCGCGCGAUCGUGGCGCACGUGUGGCGGUGCGUGUGCGCCGCGCGCGGGCUCGCGCGCGGCGCCGAGACGCGGCUCUACACGAUGGUCGACGUGCGCGCGCGCCUCGCCCCGCCGCUCCCCCCCAACUACUUCGGCAACGCCGUCCUCCGCACCUCCGUCGCCGCCGCCGCCGGCGAGCUCGCCGACGCCCCGCUAGGCUCCGUCGCCCGCCGCCUCCGCGCCGCCACGAGCCCCGGCGACGACUACGCGCGCUCCCUCGUCGACUACCUGGACGCCGUCGACAUGGAUCGGCUCCCCCGAAGUGGGUUACCGGGAAACGACUUACGCGUCAUCAGCUGGAUGGGCAUGUCCAUUUACGACGCCGACUUCGGCUGGGGCGAGCCCGUUUUCAUGGGCCCCGCGCUCAUGUACUACGCCGGCUUCGUGUACUUGAUGAGCAGCCCCGGUAAAGUCGGCGGCGUAUCCGUCGCCGUCUCCUUGGAGCCCGACACGUUGCCGACUUUCAAGAAGCUGCUCUUCCAGGAGCUCGGAGGGGUACAAGGGUAAAUUCAUAAAGCCAAUUAUUAAUAUAUAUAUAUAUUUAUAUUUAUAUAUAUAUAUAUCCCCUAAAACUGGAAUUGCAUUUCCAUUUCCUUUUUUUACUUUUUAUUUUUUUUUUUACUUGGGUUUUUGUUUUUGUUACUCGAGUAAAGAGUCGUUCUCGAUGACGACGGACCAUCUGAAUCGAUGAUCGGCGCCGCUAAAUAUAAUCUGCCAUAGCAGGUUAAUUUAUUACGUUGAUAAUACAGAUCGUAUAAUAUUUAAUUUGUGUGUUUCGUAUUAA
This is a messenger RNA of Ananas comosus (pineapple), 1773 nucleotides long. RefSeq names its product hydroxycinnamoyltransferase 4-like. Bases 168 to 1496 code for a protein of 442 amino acids. The record is from RefSeq and is a predicted model, not a curated record. The transcript has 2 exons. NCBI's taxonomy places the organism in Eukaryota, Viridiplantae, Streptophyta, Magnoliopsida, Poales, Bromeliaceae. Gene Ontology annotation, molecular function: acyltransferase activity, transferring groups other than amino-acyl groups.